Maylandia zebra (zebra mbuna) is the source of this 2193-nucleotide messenger RNA. Its product is annotated as putative aminopeptidase W07G4.4. NCBI's taxonomy places the organism in Eukaryota, Metazoa, Chordata, Actinopteri, Cichliformes, Cichlidae. The record is from RefSeq and is a predicted model, not a curated record. Gene Ontology annotation, cellular component: cytoplasm. Gene Ontology annotation, biological process: proteolysis. Gene Ontology annotation, molecular function: manganese ion binding; metalloaminopeptidase activity.
UGGCUAACUUAAAUUUAGACAUUUUCUACAACAAAACACGAAAUAAAUUUACAGCACAUAAUUUUGCUGCUUAACCACACACUGAAACCAGCCGUUUAGUGUCAAAGCUGCCUUUAUUAGCCGACCCAAAAAGCACUUUACGGCUAAGCUUGUCUUUAUCUUGCAGCUACGGAAGUCCCUGAAGGCAGCGUGAGUGGAUCAUGUGACCAAUUCCUAACCGGUGUAGGAAGGAUCAUUUAGGCUUUUCAUCCUGAAGGUAGCAGAGCAAGACGACAGAAAAUGUGCACCAGCGUCCAGCCCAUCCAAUGGACGAGCGACCUCAGGAACCAGAAUUUUGAUGGGAUUGUUUUAGUGACCCAGAGCCAUGAAUCCCUGCCCUCUGAACUUGAGUCCCUGAAAGCCCCACUGCAGGACUACAGUGCUGUGGACAGCGGUCUGGGGGAGGAGGUGGUGGUCAUCAAGGUCCCUGGCCUUCCUGGUAACCGCUUGGUGUUUGCCUCCACCGGCCCCGUAAACCGCGACUACGAUGACAUCAGGCGCUUCAGUGAUGCAGCAGUCAACGGGAUCCAGCGUGCCUUAAAAGCUGGCAUGCAGCGCCCCCUGCUGGUGUGCCCUCCACACGCAGACUACAAGAACAACACCUUGGUGGCUGCGCUCGGAGCCCUUCAUGCACUCUACAUGCCUCUUGAAGUGAGAGAGAGCAACGUGAAAAAAAAUGACCACAAGGUGUGUGUUCUGGGACUGUGGGCAGCGGAAGAGGCUCGGGGAACAAAGCUGGUGGAGCUGGCUAAUGCUCUGGAGAAUGGGAGACUGGCGUACCGUGACAUCGGUGGAUCAGACCCUGAACGUAUGGCUGCUCCUCGUGUGGCUGAUUACGUCCAGGAACUCUUUAAAGACAGCCCUGUGAAGGUUGAAGUGGUGAGCGACCUGAAGACUCUGGAGAAAGAGUAUCCGUGCCUGGCUGCGGUCAACCGCUGUGCCAACAGUGUACCCCGUCACCAGGCCCGAGUCGUCAAACUGCAGUACUGCGGAGAGGGGCCGAUCGAAAAGACGCUCAUGUUGGUGGGAAAGGGUAUCACCUACGACACCGGUGGAGCAGACAUCAAGGCUGGUGGCGUCAUGGCCGGGAUGCACAGGGACAAGUGUGGAGCUGCUGCUGUCGCUGGCUUCUUCCAGAUCGUAGCCCAGCUGAAGCCACAGCACCUGAAGGUUGUUGGCGUGAUGGCCAUGGUGAGGAACAGCGUGGGUGCAGAUUGCUACGUGGCGGAUGAGCUGGUGGUUUCCCGUGCGGGUCGUAGGGUGAGAGUGGGAAACACUGAUGCCGAGGGUCGUAUGGUGAUGGUCGACCUGCUCUGCGAGAUGAAGGAGAAGGCAGUAAAUGAAGUUUCUCCGCAGCUGUUUACUAUCGCCACUCUGACUGGUCACGCCAUCAGAGCCAUGGGACCCAACUACUCUAUCAUCAUGGAUAACGGACCAGCCCAUCGCAGCGGGAACGCUGCUCAGUGGCAGAAAGCCGGAGAGGUGCUGGGCGAUUUGUUUGAGGUGUCUACUAUCAGGCGCGAGGACUAUGAGUUCCACAAGGGCCAGUCUGAGUACGAGGACAUCCUGCAGUGCAACAACCUGCCGUCCUCUGCUACACCUCGAGGACAUCAGACACCUGCAGCUUUCCUCAUCAUGGCUUCAGGACUUGACAAGCACGGCGUGGAUUCUGAAGCCCCUCUGCCGUACUCCCACAUUGACAUCGCCGGGUCCAGCGGUCCUUUCCCAGGUGUACCAACAGGAGCCCCAAUCGUCACCAUGGCAACCAACUACAUACUCUCUGAUCUCUAAACAGAGAAAUUUAGUCUCUGCACUUAAACCCUGCACAAAUUUCUUCCCAUCCAAUUACAAAAGAAACACCUGCUACAGCACUUAAAAAAUUAAAAAUAAUCUGUCCUGUUUGACAUGAAUUAAUACCUCAGACUGCUUUUCUGUAAGACUGUUUGCUGCUUCAUAUCCGAAUCAAGUGUCAAACCAGCCUGUCAAGUGGCCUGAAUCAGUACAUUCUCAGGGGUUAAAUGGCCGUGCAAACGUAACAUCCUUUUCUAUGUGUGCCUGUAUGUAUGCACCAGACUUUAGAUGUGAUUUGUGUAAUUUGUGACACCAUGUGCUUGUCAAACCAAGUACUUCAUCAAUAAAAAGGUUUUUGAGGUC